This is a messenger RNA of Talaromyces marneffei, 1209 nucleotides long. RefSeq lists its product as uncharacterized. Gene Ontology annotation, molecular function: ubiquitin binding; ubiquitin conjugating enzyme binding. Gene Ontology annotation, biological process: ubiquitin-dependent protein catabolic process. NCBI's taxonomy places the organism in Eukaryota, Fungi, Ascomycota, Eurotiomycetes, Eurotiales, Trichocomaceae. The record is from RefSeq and is a predicted model, not a curated record. The transcript has 5 exons. Gene Ontology annotation, cellular component: cytoplasm. Bases 1 to 1209 code for a protein of 402 amino acids.
AUGUCUGACGAGGGGAAAGUGCAAACCCCUACCAAAUACUCCGGAGGAGCCAACAACUCCAACCCAGAGUCUCCUACAACCGCACGACCGCUAGACUUUGACGAUGAACCUCAAGACACAGGCAUUCUCUCUACGCCUUCCAAACCAGAGAACACCGCUGAAGUUGCCCCACCCAAACCACCGCGACCGGCCGAUCCGCGACAACAGGCUGAAGCCACGCUGAAGGAAGCGUUCCCCUCAAUCGAUGCAAGUGUAGUCAAGGCUGUCUUGACGGCUAGUGGAUAUAAUGUGGAAAGGGCUUUUCAUGCUCUUCUAGGCAUGACCGAUCCUACGGCUCAGGAAGAGCUUCCACCUCCACCACCGGCAAAGCCUCCACGGCCGUCUUACCCAGCAACCUCGACUACUCAGCAACAAUUGCGUGAAGAUGAGAUGUAUGCUCGCCGUCUGGCGGAACACUUCAAUGAUUCACAACCCCAAGGCAGGCAGGUACAAGGGCAGGGUUACAAUUAUGAAAACAAUUACGAAGAGGGACGAGAACGAAACUUUUUUGAUGACGAUUUACCAGUGAUCCGAGACAACAUCCGCAAGGGAUUCCUCGAAACUCAAUCCAAAGUCAAUGCAUGGGUACAGAAUUUCAAGAAAAGGCUUGAUGGCGAUGAGGAAGAGGAAGAAUCUGCUUCAGAUGGUUAUCUUCAAUCACAUGGAGAGACUCAAACUUAUGGCCGCGCACGACGAAGUGGCGAUUCUGCUCGACGCAGCGGUGAUCGGGAGCGCUACGACGCAGACCCGCAAGUUCUUGGAGAUGACUUUUCUGCACUGGAAUUGCGAGAUUCAGAAGCACCUCCUCCCCGACCUCCUCGCCCCCUUGCAAACAUUAGACCCGCCAAUACCUCUCAAGCAAGACGCAAAGUAUCUUUCCAAAAUGGCCCACCAGAGGAGAUUGACAAUCUCUAUGACGCUCCGAAGACUAAAACACCACCAACAGGAGGCAAGUCAAGCAAAUGGCAGCCUCUUUCCACAACUAGCCACUCUCCUGUCGGCGAAAACGACCCCUUUAGUCUCGGCGAUAGCGAAGAUGAACGCGACAACAAACCUAAGGAUGUUCCAGCGGGACAGGACGAUCAACUCAAGAAAUUGACCGCAGAAGCUGUGGAGUCGGAGAUUGGUUCUGAUUCGAAGGACGCUAGUAAGAAGGCGGAUGAUAAAUGA